CAGCCUAUCGACUCAGUCGCUGUGCGAAUCUUCAGCUGGUCUGAGAGAUUAACGGUUGUCGGAGGUGUGAAGGUGCGAAUCGAACGAUCAUCGCGAAACGCAAAUGUGUAAUCAACGCUAGAAGCAACGAUUGUGACGGUGAGAUCAAUCCGGUGGCAACAAAGUGCCCAUGUUUCAAACGUGCAUUGUAAUGAGGACAAAUAACUGCAAUGAAUGGUUAAGAAUAAAACGGUUUCUGUGUUGCUAUAAAAGCUAAGUGAAGCGUUGUGCUAUAAAAGCUGUGCUACUGUUAUACUCAACGAAAAGCAUACUGUAUAAACCACCGAGUGUUGUUAAGUAAAAGUGUUCCCGAAAAUAAAAGGACUCAAUUCCGUCUGCAGCUGGUCUCAGCGGAUCCUUGUGCUGCUGUGUGUAUGUGCUGGCGCAGCAAAGACAGCCUUCGAAAAUGCACUUCGGUUUGGCGGAUGCAUCUGUGUGGCUAGUGUUGAUCGCGGUGCGAUUACAGCUGUGCAACUGCUCGAAGUACACCUGCACGAUCAGUUCGGAUGGGUUUUGCAUCUUCCAGGGCGUACACAUCGAAAGUCCGGAGCAGGCGGCGAAUGUACAGCUGGAACCGCCGGCCGGUGCGACGGUCGAUGUGACGCGUGUCAAGUUCCGUGAGUCGAGCAUGUACAUGCUGCCGCCCGGUAUGUACGGUGCCUUUCGCAAUCUGCAGGAACUGCGCGUCUGGUGGAUGCAUCUGCACAGUAUUCACAUCGAUCCACGGUUACUAUCGCUGGACGCGGAGAAGAAUCGCAUCAGUAGCAUUACGACCGAUCCCGGCACGGUACCGUUGCUGCGCAAGCUCGAACUCAACCUGAAUCGGCUGCGCAACAUUGACAACAUCUCCGUGUUUGAAAAUCUCGAAGUACUGCUACUGUCACACAACGAUCUCCGCACGCUGGAUCUGUGCGUGUUCCAGCGGAUGUCCAAGUUGCGGCACCUGGAUCUUUCCAGCAACAACAUCGCACUGGUGCGGAGUUCCAUCGCGACGGAGAAGCUUACCUCGCUGACAGUAUUAUAUCUGAACGAUAAUCGACUUACCUACCUGGAUCUGAGCGUGCUCCGUUCGUUUCCAGCACUGGAAAAGGUACAUCUCGGCAAUAAUGCGCUCGUUUACGUGGACCAUGUAUCACAGCCGACUACGUUACCCCGACUGCGCACAUUUCACGUGCAUGGCAAUGACUGGCACUGUGAAGCACUUACCGAGCUGAUCGGUCAGCUAAAGAAGACCAGUGUGCAGGAAUUCAAGGCAUACAGCGAGCUCAACUGCAAGGAGCGCCUGAUCGAGGGUGUAUGCUGUACCGAAAACAAACCCUUUGCGCUGUUGCGCAAAUCGAACCAACAUCUCGCCAGCUACGCAACCGAACUCAACGGGCACACGCGUCAUCUGAUGCGUGAGUUGCAGCACACGCGCCACGAGGUGGCCCGGCUGAUCGCGAACGAUAACUACACGCAGGUUUCGCUGCAGAACAUCGGUGACGAGGUGGAGGAGCUACGUAAUCAACUGACAGAUGCGCUGGUCGCACCAGACCCCGUGACCGGACGUCCAGUAAAACCAACCACCGCUAGCCGAACCUUACCGGACGGUAGUUCCAUCAAUCCCGAGCGGCUUGUCGCGGAGGUGGCAAAAUUACGGCUCGACUUCCAGAAGAUGGCAAACGAGAAUCAAACACUUCGCCAGAAGUUGCGCCAGUAUGACAAGCUGCGGCAGGAGGUGGAAGUGUUACGGACCGACAACAACGAUGCGAAACUAGAGCGACAGCUUAUGAAGGAAGAGAACGCACUGCUCCGGCAGGAUCUUCACCAGCUGGAGCAAAAGUUACUGGAGCUGCAAAAGCAGCUGUUUAGCCGUGGUGCGACCGUCUGACGGCAACUAUCCGGUCCGUAUCGUGUAGAAUUGAUCUGAGCGCACGUGUCCAUGCGUACGCCAUUUAUCUCUCACAAUAUUCUCUCUACUAAAACGCUUAGUGUAGUUUCCCCUCUUCAUUUCUCUCGCUCUCUCUCUCUCGUGCUCCUCCUAUUAGAUCUAUUAGACGCGCUCGAUCUCACUCUUUUUAUGGCUGGAUGGGAGUGAGUGAAAGCGAAACGAGAGAAAGAAAGAGAGAGAGGGAGACAGAAACAGUGUGCAGAAAGGAAGCUUCUCUUGCAGACAGGUGUAACGCACCUUGGUUUGUGGAUCUACUAUUACACUACCUUAGUAAUCGUAGGACAAAACACUGUCCGAAUCGUACCAAAGAUCACUCAAUCUACAUUAGUAUAUCAUUAGCUAUGAGAUCCCUUCAGCUUUCGGUAGCAGCAACAAGAAGAAAAAAAAGAAACAAAAGAAAAAGACAUAAGAAGCUGUUAGUA
Molecule: messenger RNA, 2391 nt
Organism: Anopheles funestus (African malaria mosquito)
Lineage: Eukaryota; Metazoa; Arthropoda; Insecta; Diptera; Culicidae
Exons: 2
Coding region: 446-1909 (487 amino acids)
Molecular function (GO): protein binding
Source: RefSeq, a predicted model, not a curated record